AUGGCAAAAGCAAAGGGAGUUGAAAAGAAGGCAAUCAGCUUCGUUCGGACGGCGUCCAAGCUCAAGAUCGGGGCACACGUCCCAAGUGAAGGAGCCGGCGCGAUUGGCUCAAGAGUCGUUUCUGCGAACAGCAUUGGUGCCAAUUCAUUUGCUCUAUUCCUGAAGAACCCUAAAAGAUGGGUGUCGGCACCAUACGAGGCCAAAGACGUGGCUGAGUUCAAACGGAUAUGCUUGGAAAUGAAGUACGACCCACUAACGGACGUGUUACCGCACGGAUCCUACUUUAUCAACCUUGCAAAUCCGGAUCCUGUAAAAGUAGAGAACUCCUACAAUUGUUUGCUGGACGAUUUGCACCGAUGCGAAGACCUUGGAAUCGGAUUGUACAACUUCCACCCCGGAUCUGAUCUCGGGUCGGACCACACAGAGGCACUCAAAAGGCUUGCAACCAACCUCAAUCGCGCCAUAUCCGAAACAAAGUUUGUUAAGGUGGUAAUCGAAAACAUGGCUGGUCAUGGCAACUUUGUAGGGGGGACGCUCGAGGAUUUGCACGAGGUUAUCGAACAGAUCGAUGACAAAACUCGCGUAGGAAUAUGUGUGGAUACUUGUCAUGCAUUUGCUGCUGGCUACGAUCUCAGCGAUAUAAAAGGAUUUACCGAGUUCUGGGCGAAGUUUGACGAGAUCGUUGGGUUCAAGUACCUCUCUGCUCUUCACCUGAACGAUUCCAAAGCACCGCUUGGGGCUAAUCGUGACUUGCACGAGCGACUUGGUUGGGGAUUUCUUGGGCUUGAGUGUUUCCGAUUGCUCGUGAACGAUGCACGAUUUGAAGGGAUCCCACUGAUCUUGGAAGUGCCUUUCGGCAAGGAUGUUUCCAUUUUCGGUGACGAGAUCAAACUGUUGGAAUGGCUUGUAGGUAGAAGUGGUGAUGAUUCCGAGUUUGUGGCUAAAGUUGUUGAAUUGCAAAAGUUGGGUGCACCCAAUCGCAAAGAGCAGGAGGCCAAGUUUGUGAAGAAGGUGGAGAAACGAAAGGCUGGCAAAGACAUUGCUUCUAUGCUGAAAAAGAGCAAAAAGUAA
Kuraishia capsulata CBS 1993 is the source of this 1071-nucleotide messenger RNA. RefSeq lists its product as uncharacterized. Lineage: Eukaryota; Fungi; Ascomycota; Pichiomycetes; Pichiales; Pichiaceae. The transcript has 2 exons. Gene Ontology annotation, biological process: base-excision repair. Gene Ontology annotation, molecular function: DNA-(apurinic or apyrimidinic site) endonuclease activity; phosphoric diester hydrolase activity; zinc ion binding. Gene Ontology annotation, cellular component: nucleus; mitochondrion. The record is from RefSeq and is a predicted model, not a curated record. Bases 1 to 1071 code for a protein of 356 amino acids.